GGAGAGGACUGAGAGUGGGACUGCAUCAGACCCUCAGGAUGCUGUGGAAACACAUUUGGCUCUUUCUUUUACGCCUUCUCAUUUCGUAUUUUGGUGCAGUACAGUCCAUAUAUGUAACAACAGAUCAGCCAGAUGUGGUAGUGAAUGUUGGCAACAAUGCAACGCUUGACUGCACUUACAGAACAAAUGUUGGAUCCAUGUUUUCGCUUGAAUGGCGCUUUGCAACAGGCACAAAAGCAGAUGCAGAAGCUAUGAAGAUUCUUUAUUAUACUGAUGGGAAAACGUAUACACUUGGGCCACAAGCUAAUCGAAUCAAACUGAUUGCCCAGAAUCCGAUUCACGGAGUUGCAUCCAUCAGAAUUGAAAACACCAGGUCAUCAGACACUGGCCGGUAUUCCUGUGAUAUAAACAAUCCCCCGGAUUUUACUGGACCCACCGAGGCAUUUGUCAAUUUAAUCGUCCGAGUACCGCCAUCCACUCCAGAGUGUAAAGUGAUUGGAAAACCAUACAUUGGAAACAAUGUGACGUUGCUGUGCAGCUCGACAGAGGGUCGGCCAACGCCUAAGUAUAUAUGGUCAGAGGUUAACCCUGGCACUGCGGAACCUUCAUCAAAAGUCAUGAUAAAAGGAUUGUGGCUGUUCAUUCUGGUGACACCUGACCAAUGUUCCUUCCUCAAACUUAAUAGGGAAAGUAGCUUACAGUGUCCGUCAAAUGGAAAGACCCAAGUGUUAUCUCUUCACUUGUCACACCCUCCUCCACAGCUCCUCGUGUUUUUCCAUGGCUACAUAUUGAAUCUUCAAGGAGUCUUUCAAGGUCGCAACUUCUUUGCCUGCCUUUUCCGCCUGCUGUUUUGCCUGGCACCGCUGAUGGAUACCACCAAUGGUUACAGUGAUGGAAUGCUGCUCCUGCAACAGUGCAUGACCUACGUCCUGGACCAAGGACUCUAUGGCGGCCGCCAACCUACCAGUGUUGACCUCGGUGCGUUGUUAACCAAGGAUGAUUCCAAUAAAGGUACUCUAUUUCUGAGAAACCUGACAAUGGAGUAUUCAGGAACCUACAGAUGUGUGGCAUCCAACGUCCUUGGGGAACAAUCAUGUCAGCUGGUUCUCACAGUCACAGUGAACAAUGAAGCUGGAGUGGUUGUUGGAGCUGUGGUUGCUACCCUCAUAGCUCUGCUUCUGAUUGCUGUUGUUACGUACUACUUACUUCGCCACAGACGGAAGAGCCCCAAGACCCCUGUUGUCGGACAUGAAUUGAGAGAGGAUGCAGUGGCUCCUGGUAAAGAAGCGAACUCCCAUCUACUGGUAUCAUCUGUACACAGUCAAAAAUCCAACUCAGACAGCAUGAACUCAAAAUAUAAUAUUGUUGUCUAAACCCUACUCAAAUCUCAAGUAUUGCAGUGCUUGAGAAUUCAGGCCUGAAGGGGUUAAAGUUUUUUUUUAAGUCUUAUUCUCCUUUCACAUUUGUUUGGCUGUGUGCUACCAAACCAAUUUGCUACAAGUUGUCAUUAUUAUUACCAAACUAAGUUUUACUGGCUGUGAAUCUGACAAAUAAUCAAUUCUUUCAGUUGGAGAUCCAUGAAACUGGAGGUGGAAUGAAGUUAAAGCUGAUCUAUUAAUAGGAUCACUAUUUUUAAACAGACGUUUUGAUCGGAAAGCUUUAGGAACUCAAUUCUUUUCACUAGAUGGGCAUGUUAGUUUCAGUUCUCAGUUGGUGUGCAAAAUGGAGCUUUGACGGUGUGAGGCAAAAUUUGUGAUAGUCAGUCUAGCUAUGCAAACAAAAAGGGCUGUCAACCAACCUUUAAUCAGCAGUUGGGGCUAUAUGGAAAGGUCUAAAGUCCAGAUCAACAAUAUUGUUAUGACUGAAGCAUAUUUAUAGCAAGAUCCACAUUUCUCUUCCUUCCUUUCUCAACUUUUUGGCCCCACUUGGGUGUGCUUCUCUGAGAAAGUUGGAAGGUGACAAGCCUCUGGAUCUCUGACAAUGCUGCGGUCAACUGAUAAUGAGGACGUUCCCAGCAGAGCAGCCUUGGAAUGGCUGAUUCUGACCGGAACUCCCUUCUCUGACGACCUGCCUGACUUUUGCCUGUCACAAUAACAUGGCUGAAAAUAGCAAUUGAAUAAUGUCAGGAAUUGAAUCACUAUCCAAUGCAUGGCCCCAUGCCUUAAGUUCCCAAUUUGCCCACUUUCAAUGGAAAUACAACAUUAACCUGACCCAGUCUCACCAAAGGAGAUAUUUGGAGAAAUAUCAGUGAAGGAAACCUAGUUUUGGAAGAUAGAGUCUCUUGAGCACCUUCAGACACUGUUCUGGCAACAGCUGGUAUAACUGGGGUUAGUUUUGAAAGAUGUGUUGUACAGCUGCUAAGCAAUAUGUAUUGUCACUGCUGAAAUAUUGUACUAAGAUCCAUAUUAAUGGCAUUGGCUCCUGGUGGAGAAGUUUCCUCGGCCAAAUUUACUUUUGGAUUGCAAUUGGCUGCAUGAGACCCAUGUUUUACCUGUAAGUCCAGGCUUCCCAUCCAUUACUCCUGCUCCCUCCGCUCCGACGGCAUGGCUUGGUAAACAUUGGGACCAACAUUUCAGGUCAAUGACCUUUCAUCAGAUAGCAGCAAAAGACUUUGUUAUAAUUCAAAUCAAUUAUUACUUCCGUUUAAUAAAUAUGCAGGCUUCACCAAAACGGAGUGCAGGAUGUUGAAAUUGAACUAAUUAAAUGUGCUAUUGCAAUUGCUUCCAGCAUUUUGUAUGAGCUGACUUUAA
Messenger RNA from Carcharodon carcharias (great white shark), 2750 nucleotides. Its product is annotated as V-set and immunoglobulin domain-containing protein 2-like. Bases 39 to 1373 code for a protein of 444 amino acids. Lineage: Eukaryota; Metazoa; Chordata; Chondrichthyes; Lamniformes; Lamnidae. The transcript has 12 exons. The record is from RefSeq and is a predicted model, not a curated record.